This is a messenger RNA of Coregonus sp. 'balchen', 12164 nucleotides long. The record is from the annotation of a GenBank genome assembly. NCBI's taxonomy places the organism in Eukaryota, Metazoa, Chordata, Actinopteri, Salmoniformes, Salmonidae.
AUGGAUACAGAGAAAAUUCCCCACCCUUACGAGGACAACCGAGAUGCAGAACGCCAGAGUCGCCAGUCCCGCAGGAGCACGGCUGGGAAAGAUUCCGAGGCGUCGGUCCGAACUCUGAAACGGGACAAGAGUCGGGACGGAGAAAGGUAUGAGAGGGACAGCUGUGCUGGGGACCAGGGUAAGACACUGGAACUGGAUCCGGACCGGGACCGCAUGUCAGACGGAGAGCGCAGGAGGAGCAGCUCAUUCUACUCGGAGGACUACGAGAACCUAACACCCUCAGAACACACGCUGUCUCCCUACUCCCGCACGCCCUCCCCGAGCCCUCGCCGAGCGGGACCCCGCGCCAAGAGGGUCUCCAGCAGUCCCCUACACAAAACAGGUACCGUACACACACACACACACACACACACACACACACACACACACACACACACACACACACACACACCCACACACACCCGUGUGGUGUAACACAUAGAGAUGUCCUAGUUGUUAUGUAGGUGUAACACAUAGAGAUGUCCUAGUUGUUAUGUAGGUGUAACACAUAGAGAUGUCCUAGUUGUUAUGUAGGUGUAACACAUAGAGAUGUCCUAGUUGUUAUGUAGGUGUAACACAUAGAGAUGUCCUAGUUGUGAUGUAGGUGUAACACAUAGAGAUGUCCUAGUUGUUAUGUAGGUGUAACACAUAGAGAUGUCCUAGUUGUGAUGUAGGUGUAACACAUAGAGAUGUCCUAGUUGUUAUGUAGGUGUAACACAUAGAGAUGUCCUAGUUGUUAUGUAGGUGUAACACAUAGAGAUGUCCUAGUUGUUAUGUAGGUGUAACACAUAGAGAUGUCCUAGUUGUUAUGUAGGUGUAACACAUAGAGAUGUCCUAGUUGUUAUGUAGGUGUAACACAUAGAGAUGUCCUAGUUGUGAUGUAGGUGUAACACAUAGAGAUGUCCUAGUUGUUAUGUAGGUGUAACACAUAGAGAUGUCCUAGUUGUGAUGUAGGUGUAACACAUAGAGAUGUCCUAGUUGUUAUGUAGGUGUAACACAUAGAGAUGUCCUAGUUGUUAUGUAGGUGUAACACAUAGAGAUGUCCUAGUUGUUAUGUAGGUGUAACACAUAGAGAUGUCCUAGUUGUUAUGUAGGUGUAACACAUAGAGAUGUCCUAGUUGUUAUGUAGGUGUAACACAUAGAGAUGUCCUAGUUGUUAUGUAGGUGUAACACAUAGAGAUGUCCUAGUUGUUAUGAAGGUGUAACACAUAGAGAUGUCCUAGUUGUUAUGUAGGUGUAACACAUAGAGAUGUCCUAGUUGUUAUGUAGGUGUAACACAUAGAGAUGUCCUAGUUGUUAUGUAGGUGUAACACAUAGAGAUGUCCUAGUUGUUAUGUAGGUGUAACACAUAGAGAUGUCCUAGUUGUUAUGUAGGUGUAACACAUUUAAGAGCUAGCUUUUGAGUGGCGCGACCUGUAGAGACGCUUGAGGGAGGACAGUCGUGUGUUUGUAAAGCAGAUGGCCCGGGUUGGAUCCAGCUAUGUGCUGAAUCAGGAGGAAGUGGUACUGGCUAAGCAAGCAGCGUGACGUCCUUUACGUAGGGAGUGAUGCAUAGUUUCAUGAGACCGUUGUCCUUUGUCGUGUGUGUCCCCCAGGCGUGCGUCGGGGUGUGUCUCGCCCUCCCCGUGUGGGUGCCCAGCCCCAGCGACCUCAGCGUUGGGGGGUAAGGACCGGGUCCCAGAGCCUGAUCAAGGACUCCACGGCGCCCCCUAAAGAUCUUGACCUGGUGACCAAGCGCAUGCUGUCGGCCCGCCUGCUGAAGAUUAAUGAGCUACGCAACGCCCUGGCAGAGCUACAGCUCCACACCGACCUACUCACCAAGGAGAACCGCGUCCUCAGACAGGUAACCUAACUAACCCUGACCCCUGACCCCUGACCCUGACCCUCAGACAGGUAACCUAAAUAACCCUAACCCUGACCCUCAGACAGGUAACCUAACUAACCCUGACCCCUAACCCUGACCCUCAGACAGGUAACCUAACUAACCCUGACCCCUAACCCAGACCCUCAGACAGGUAACCUAACUAACCCUGACCCCUGACCCUGACCCUCAGACAGGUAACCUAACUAACCCAAACCCCUAACCCUGAACCUCAGACAGGUAACCUAACUAACCCUGACCCCUAACCCUGACCCUCAGACAGGUAACCUAACUAACCCUGACCCCUGACCCUGACCCUCAGACAGGUAACCUAACUAACCCUGACCCUGACCCUCAGACAGGUAACCUAACUAACCCAAACCCCUAACCCUGACCCUCAGACAGGUAACCUAACUAACCCAAACCCCUAACCCUGACCCUCAGACAGGUAACCUAACUAACCCAAACCCCUAACCCUGACCCUCAGACAGGUAACCUAACUAACCCAAACCCCUAACCCUGACCCUCAGACAGGUAACCUAACUAAUCCAAACCCCUAACCCUGACCCUCAGACAGGUAACCUAACUAAUCCAAACCCCUAACCCUGACCCUCAGACAGGUAACCUAACUAACCCAAACCCCUAACCCUGACCCUCAGACAGGUAACCUAACUAACCCAAACCCCUAACCCUGUCCUCAGACAGGUAACCUAACUAACCCGAAACAUGACCCUAACCCUGACCCCAGACAGGUAUUGUCUAAUGUUCUGAGUAGGGUUGAGCUUUUCAAUUCCAGUAACUUUAAAACAAUUCCCAGGUUUUUCUAACUCUAAAUCACGUAGAAGCGAUGGUACUUAGUCGCCCUGCGUCCCUCCAAUGUAAUUCUCAUUGGACAGUUACUUUAAUAAAGCCUGUCCAUAGAAAUAGAUAGAGGACUCUAGAUGGAUAAAACCCGUUUUAGCAUGGGCAUUGCCAAGGGCUUCCACCAUUUUAAAGUAACCAACUGGGUAGGGUUUCCUAUUGGUUGGGUGCGAUCAGCAAAUGAUCAGAGCAUUGUGUUUUUCAUAUUGGGUUGCCUAUGAUUUGUAAAUGGCUUUAAGCUAUAUCACUGCCAUCUAGUGGCCACACUUUGAAAUGGAGAUGGCCUCAAUGGUGCUGUCCGUGCUGUCACAGGUUCCAUAAUGGCACAGAUACAAAGAUCAGUCCUCUAUCAUAAUGCGCCCGUCCGUGUGUGUGUGAUUCCAGUCCUCUAUCAUAAUGAGCCCGUCCGUGUGUGUGUGAUUCCAGUCCUCUAUCAUAAUGAGCCCGUCCGUGUGUGUGUGAUUCCAGUCCUCUAUCAUAAUGAGCCCGUCCGUGUGUGUGUGAUUCCAGUCCUCUAUCAUAAUGAGCCCGUCCGUGUGUGUGAUUCCAGUCCUCUAUCAUAAUGAGCCCGUCCGUGUGUGUGAUUCCAGUCCUCUAUCAUAAUGAGCCCGUCCGUGUGUGUGAUUCCAGUCCUCUAUCAUAAAGCGCCCGUCCGUGUGUGUGUGAUUCCAGUCCUCUAUCAUAAUGAGCCCGUCCGUGUGUGUGUGAUUCCAGUCCUCUAUCAUAAUGAGCCCGUCCGUGUGUGUGUGAUUCCAGUCCUCUAUCAUAAUGAGCCCGUCCGUGUGUGUGUGAUUCCAGUCCUCUAUCAUAAUGAGCCCGUCCGUGUGUGUGUGAUUCCAGUCCUCUAUCAUAAUGAGCCCGUCCGUGUGUGUGUGAUUCCAGUCCUCUAUCAUAAUGAGCCCGUCCGUGUGUGUGUGAUUCCAGUCCUCUAUCAUAAUGAGCCCGUCCGUGUGUGUGUGAUUCCAGUCCUCUAUCAUAAUGAGCCCGUCCGUGUGUGUGUGAUUCCAGUCCUCUAUCAUAAUGAGCCCGUCCGUGUGUGUGAUUCCAGUCCUCUAUCAUAAUGAGCCCGUCCGUGUGUGUGUGAUUCCAGUCCUCUAUCAUAAUGAGCCCGUCCGUGUGUGUGUGAUUCCAGUCCUCUAUCAUAAUGAGCCCGUCCGUGUGUGUGAUUCCAGUCCUCUAUCAUAAUGAGACCGUCCGUGUGUGUGAUUCCAGUCCUCUAUCAUAAUGAGCCCGUCCGUGUGUGUGUGAUUCCAGUCCUCUAUCAUAAUGAGCCCGUCUGUGUGUGUGUGAUUCCAGUCCUCUAUCAUAAUGAGCCCGUCCGUGUGUGUGUGAUUCCAGUCCUCUAUCAUAAUGAGCCCGUCCGUGUGUGUGUGAUUCCAGUCCUCUAUCAUAAUGAGCCCGUCCGUGUGUGUGUGAUUCCAGUCCUCUAUCAUAAUGAGCCCGUCCGUGUGUGUGUGAUUCCAGUCCUCUAUCAUAAUGCGCCCGUCCGUGUGUGUGUGAUUCCAGUCCUCUAUCAUAAUGAGCCCGUCCGUGUGUGUGAUUCCAGUCCUCUAUCAUAAUGAGCCCGUCCGUGUGUGUGUGAUUCCAGUCCUCUAUCAUAAUGAGCCCGUCCGUGUGUGUGAUUCCAGUCCUCUAUCAUAAUGAGCCCGUCCGUCCGUGUGAUUCCAGUCCUCUAUCAUAAUGAGCCCGUCCGUGUGUGUGUGAUUCCAGUCCUCUAUCAUAAUGAGCCCGUCCGUGUGUGUGAUUCCAGUCCUCUAUCAUAAUGAGCCCGUCCGUGUGUGUGAUUCCAGUCCUCUAUCAUAAUGAGCCCGUCCGUGUGUGUGUGAUUCCAGUCCUCUAUCAUAAUGAGCCCGUCCGUGUGUGUGUGAUUCCAGUCCUCUAUCAUAAUGAGCCCGUCCGUGUGUGUGUGAUUCCAGUCCUCUAUCAUAAUGAGCCCGUCCGUGUGUGUGUGAUUCCAGUCCUCUAUCAUAAUGAGCCCGUCCGUGUGUGUGUGAUUCUAGUCCUCUAUCAUAAUGCGCCCGUCCGUGUGUGUGUGAUUCCAGUCCUCUAUCAUAAUGAGCCCGUCCGUGUGUGUGAUUCCAGUCCUCUAUCAUAAUGAGCCCAUCCGUGUGUGUGUGAUUCCAGUCCUCUAUCAUAAUGAGCCCGUCCGUGUGUGUGAUUCCAGUCCUCUAUCAUAAUGAGCCCGUCCGUGUGUGUGAUUCCAGUCCUCUAUCAUAAUGAGCCCGUCCGUGUGUGUGUGAUUCCAGUCCUCUAUCAUAAUGAGCCCGUCCGUGUGUGUGAUUCCAGUCCUCUAUCAUAAUGAGCCCGUCCGUGUGUGUGAUUCCAGUCCUCUAUCAUAAUGAGCCCGUCCGUGUGUGUGUGAUUCCAGUCCUCUAUCAUAAUGAGCCCGUCCGUGUGUGUGUGAUUCCAGUCCUCUAUCAUAAUGAGCCCGUCCAUGUGUGUGUGAUUCCAGUCCUCUAUCAUAAUGCGCCCGUCCGUGUGUGUGUGAUUCCAGUCCUCUAUCAUAAUGAGCCCGUCCGUGUGUGUGUGAUUCCAGUCCUCUAUCAUAAUGAGCCCGUCCGUGUGUGUGAUUCCAGUCCUCUAUCAUAAUGAGCCCGUCCGUGUGUGUGAUUCCAGUCCUCUAUCAUAAUGAGCCCGUCCGUGUGUGUGUGAUUCCAGUCCUCUAUCAUAAUGAGCCCGUCCGUGUGUGUGAUUCCAGUCCUCUAUCAUAAUGAGCCCGUCCAUGUGUGUGUGAUUCCAGUCCUCUAUCAUAAUGCGCCCGUCCGUGUGUGUGUGAUUCCAGUCCUCUAUCAUAAUGAGCCCGUCCGUGUGUGUGUGAUUCCAGUCCUCUAUCAUAAUGCGCCCGUCCGUGUGUGUGUGAUUCCAGUCCUCUAUCAUAAUGAGCCCGUCCGUGUGUGUGUGAUUCCAGUCCUCUAUCAUAAUGCGCCCGUCCGUGUGUGUGUGAUUCCUAAAGCUCCAGCACCGCCAGGAGAGGGCGCUGCAGCGUUACGACGACACAGAGAGCGAGAUCGCCCAGCUGCUGUCGCGCCACGCCAACGAGACCACAGCUCUGCGGGAACGUCUACGGCGGACACAGGAGAGGGAGCGGGACGCUGAGAGGCGACUCAAAGACACACAGGUACGGAAUGCCAGAGGGCUCAUACUGGCCAGAUCUAAAUACAGAAAGUGUUUGCUUUUUGUAGAAGAGUGAAAAUAAAUAAAAUAGGUUUAAGUGUGAGCUGACCAGAGGUGCCUGUCUGCCUGCCUGUCUGCCUGCCUGCCUGUCUGCCUGUCUAUCUGUCUGUCUAUCUGUCUGCCUGUCUGACUGCCUGUCUAUCUGUCUGCCUGUCUGACUGUCUGCUUGUCUGCCUGCCUGUCUAUCUGCCUGCCUGCCUGCCUGCCUGUCUAUCUGCCUGGCUGUCUGCCUGUCUGUCUGCCUGCCUGCCUGCCUGCCUGUCUAUCUGUCUGCCUGUCUCCCUGUCUGUCCUCCAUCGUCCCUCCAGGAGCAGCUGCAGCGUAGCCAGUCGUCCCUGGGUCGUCUGAGGCGUCUGGCGGAACAGCAGGAGCUAGGCCCCAGGGAGGAGCUCACCAGGAGACUGGAGCAGGAGAAGGCCAAGGACCAGGAGAACCAGCUGAAGAUCAAGGUACUGUAGCUAAUAAUACACUACAGUUAAGUAUGCUGAUUGUUAGACUCCUGUUAAACAAAGAUCACACAUCACAGAGCUCUAAAGGUGAAGGACAGGACACUAGCUCGCACACACACACACACACACACACACACACACACACACACACACACACAGAGCAGUACCGAUCCUCUUGGUGUUGUUGUGUAUUUUCCUGGGCGAUGGUUUCAUUAUGCGGUUGGCAUAGGUUAUUGUAGGGGCGAUAAGCCAACAAGGCUGUAACGUUUGCUUUGCUGUAUGGACGGUUCAUGCAACUCAAUGUUGACAAAAUAGCGAGCCCACAUCCUUCCACAAAGCACAGCUAGCUAGUCAAGGAAAUAGUCCAACACCAACCUGUAUAAUACGUUAGCUAGCGUUAGCUAACGUUACUCCAUACACUAGUCAAUCUGGCUUGCUUAGCGAUGUACACUGAACCAAAAUAUAAACGCAACGUAUAAAGUGUUGGUCCCAUGUUUCAUGAGCUGAAAUAAAAUAUUCCAGAAAUGUUCCAUACGCACAAAAAGCUUAUUUCUCUAAAAUGUUGUGCACAAAUUUAUUUACGUCCCGUUAGUGAGCAUUUCUCCAUGCCAAGAUAAUGCAUCCACCUGACAGGUGUGUCAUAUCAAGAAGCUGAUUAAACAACAUCAUCAUUACACAGGUGCACCUUGUGCUGGGGACAAUAAAAAGGCCACUCUAAAAUGUGCAGUUUUGUCACACAAUACAAUGCCACAGAUGUCUCAAGUAUUGAGGGAGGGUGCAAUUGGCAUGCUGACUGCAGGAAUGUCCACCAGAGCUGUUGCCAGAGAAUUUAAUGUUCAUUUCUCUACGCCUCCAACGUUUUAGAGAAUUUGGCAGUAUGUCCAACCGACCAGCCCAGGACCUCCACAUCCGGCUUCUUCACCUGCGGGAUCGUCUGAGACCAGCCACCCAGACAGCUGAUGAAACUGUGGGUUUGCACAACUGAAGAAUUUCUGCACAAACUGUCAGAAACCGUCUCAGGGAAGCUCAUCUGCGUGCUCGUCAUCCUCACCAGGGUCUUGACCUGACUGCAGUUCGGCGUCGUAACCGUCUUCAGUGGGCAAACACUCAUCUUCGAUGGACACUGGUAAGCUGGAGAAUUGUGCUCUUCACGAAUGAGUCCCGGUUUCAACUGUACCGGGCAGAUGGCAGACAGCGUGUAUGGCGUCGUGUGGGCGAGCGUCAACGUUGUGAACAGAGUGCCCCAUGGUGGCGGUGGGGUUAUGGUAUGGGCAGGCAUAAGCUACGGACAACGAACACAAUUGCAUUUUAUUGCUGCCAAUUUCAAUGCACAGAGAUACCAUGAUGAGAUCCUGAGGCCCAUUGUCGUGCCAUUCAUCCGCCGCCAUCACCUCAUGUUUCAGCAUGAUAAUGCACAGCCCCAUGUCGCAAGGAUCUGUACACAAUUCCUGGAAGCUGAAAAUGUCCCAGUUCAUCCAUGGCCUGCAUACUCACCAGACAUGUCACCCAUUGAGCAUGUUUGGGUUGCUCUGGAUCAACGUGUGCGACAGCGUGUUCUAGUUCCCGUCAAUAUCCAGUAGCUUCGCACAGCCAUUGAAGAGGAGUGGGACAACAUUCCACAGGCCACAAUCAACAGCCGGAUCAACUCUAUGCGAAGGAGAUGUGUCGCGCUGCAUGAGGCAAAUGGUCACACCAGAUACUGACUGGCUUUCUGAUCCACGGCCCUACCUUUUUUUCUUUUGAAGGUGUCUAUGAACAACAGGUGCAUAUUUAUAUUCCCAGUCAUGUGAAAUCCAUAGAUUAGGGCCUAAUGAAUUUAUUUCAGUUGACUGAUUUCCUUAUAAAAUCUUUGAAAUUGUUGCGUGUUGCGUUUAUAUUUUUGUUCAGUGUAGCUAGCUAACGUUACAGCCCUUACCUUACUCAUUCAUUCAGUACGCUCCCUCCUAUGUCAAUCAAUUUUUUUCCUUUUCAUUAUAAUCCACAUUUGCGCUGACUGAUUAACUCAGUGUCAAAUUACUUUUCAAUGUAUUCCCAAAUCAGGGAAGUCGCCAUCCAAGUAAAAAGUAGCCAGGUUAAACAACAGCAAACAUCAUGAAAAGAAUAAUGGGCAGAUGUUGCACAUUCCAGGUGUGGAAAUCUCUUAGAGACUUACCCAAGAAGACUCACAGCUGUAAUCGAUGUCAAAGGGGUUUCUAACCCGUAUUCAGGGAAGCUGAAUACUUAUGCAACGACUAUAUUUUAGUUAUUUAAUUUGUAUUAGUCUAACUUCGACGUGACUUAUUGUUGACAAAAAAAUGACAAUUCAAUCCAUUUUAAUCCCACCUUGUGACACUCUAAAAUGUGAAGAAAUCCAAGUGGUCUGAAUACUUUUGCAAGGUGUAUGUUGGUCUGUUGUACUUCAAACAAUGUUGCUUGAGAUUCAAACCUUCUCAAACAGCCUAAUUCAUACUCUUCAGAGGGAUAAUGGACUUUACAGUGUCCUGCUAUUAAAAUAUUAUAUAUAUAUAUAUUUCACUUCACCAAUUUGGACUAUGUUGUGGAUGUCCUUUACAUGAAAUCCAAAUAAAAGUCCAAAUAAAAAAUCCAAAUAAAAAUCAAUUUAAAUUACAGGUUGUAAUGCAAUAAAAUAGGAAAAACACCAAGAGGGGUGAAUACUUUUGCAAGGCACUGUAUAUACAGUACCAGUCAAAAGUUUGGACACACCUACUCAUUCCAGGGUUUUUCUUUAUUUUUACUAUUUUCUACAUUGUAAAAUAAUAGUGAAGACAUCAAAACUAUGAAAUAACACAUAUGGAGCCAUGUAGUAACCAAAAAAGUGUCAAACAAAUAAAAAUCUAUUUUAUAUUUGAGAUUCUUCAAAUAGCCACCCUUUGCCUUGAUGACAGCUUUGCACAUUGGUGUGAGUGUGUGUUUGUAGGAUCUGGAGCGCAGAGUGGAACUGAGCAGCAGCAGUUACCAGAGACAGUUGGCCACAGAGAGGAGGAAGACCAUCAGUACCCAGGACCAGGUCUCAGUCCUACAGGGGGAGGUGGAACGACUCAGCAACAAACUCAAGGUACACACACACACACACACACACACACACACACACACACGAAGGCACACACACACACACACACACACACACACACACACACACACACACACACACAAAGGCACACACACACACACACACACACGAAGGCACACACACACACACACACACACACAGACAGACAGACAGACAGACUGUACGUUGCGUUAUAGAAGAUCAUUGACCUGUAUACUCCAUGUAUUGUAUAUCACUGGUACAGUGCGUUCUGAAAGUAUUCAGACCCCUUGACGUUUUCCACAUUUUGAUACGUUACAGCCUUAUUCUAAAAUUGAUUAAAUUGUUUUUUUCCCUCAUCAAUCUACAAACAAUGUCCGACAUUGACAAUGCAAAAACUGGUUUUAAGAGAUGUUUGCAAAUGUAUAAAAAAAAAAAAAACUGCAAUAUCACAUUGACAUAAGUAUUCAGACCCUUUACUCAGUACUUUGUUGAAGCACCGUUGGCAGCGAUUACAGCCUCGGUCUUCUUGGUUAUGACGCUACAAGCUUGGCACACCUGUAUUUGGGAGUUUCUCCCGUUCUUCUCUGCAGAUCCUCUCAAGCUCUGUCAGGUUGGAUGGGGAGCGUCGCUGCACAGCUAUUUUCAGGUCUAUCCAGAGAUGUUCAAGUCCCGGCUCUGGCUGGGCCACUCAAGGAUAUUCAGAGACUUGUCCCGAAGCCACUCCUGCGUUGUCUUGGCUGUGUGCUUAGGGUCGUUGUCCUGUUGGAAGGUGAACCUUCACCCCAGUCUGAGGUGCUGAGCACUCUGGAGCAGGUUUUCAUCAAGGAUCUGUCUGUACUUUGCUCCGUUCAUCUUUCCCUCGAUCCUGACUAGUCUCCCAGUCCCUGCCGCUGAAAAAUAUCCCCACAGCAUGAUGCUGCCACCACCAUGCUUCACCGUAGGGAUGGUGCCAGGUUUCCUCCAGAAGUGACACUUGGCAUUCAGGCCAAAGAGUUCAAUCUUGGUUUCAUCAGACCUGAGAAUCUUGUUUCUCAUGGUCUGAGAGUCCUUUAGGUGCCUUUUGGCAAACUCCAAAUGGGCUGUCAUGUGCCUUUUACUGAGGAGUGGCUUCCAUCUUGCCACUCUACCAUAAAGGCCUGAUUGGUGGAGUGCUGCAAAUAUGGUUGUCCUUCUGGAAGGUUCUCCCAUCUCCACAGAGGAACUCUGGAGCUCUGUCAGAGUGACCAUCGGGUUCUUGUUCACCUCCCUGACCAAGGCCCUUCUCCCCCGAUUGCUCAGUUUGGCCGGGCGGCCAGCUCUAGGAAGAGUCUUGGUGGUUCCAAACUUCUUCCAUUUGGAGGCCACUGUGUUCUUGGGAGCCUUCAGUGCUGCAGAAAUGUUUUGGUACCCUUCCCCAGAUCUGUGCCUCGACACAAUCCUGUCUCGGUGCUCUACGGUAAAUUCCUUCGACCUCAUGGCUUGGUUGUUGUUCUGACAUGCACUGUCAACUGUGGGACCUUAUAUAGACAGGUGUGUGCCUUUCCAAAUCAUGUCCAAUCAAUUCAAUUUACCACAUUGAUUAUCAAUGGAAACAGGAUGCACCUGAGCUCAAUUUCGAGUCUCAUACCAAAGGGUCUGAAUACUUAUGGAAAUAAGGUAUUUCUGUUUUUUAUUUGUAAUCAAUUAGUAAAAAAUUCUAAAAACCUGUUUUCACUUUGUCAUUAUGGGAUAUUGAUGAGGAACAUUUUGUAUUUAAUCCAUUUUAGAAUAAGGCUGAAACGUUACAAAAUGUGGAAAGAGUCAACAUGCCGAAUAGACAAACUGAACUUGGAGAAAGAGACACACACACACACACAUACACACACACACACACACACACACACACACACACACACACACACACACACACACACACACACACACACACACACACACACACACACACGGACAGACACACACACACACACACACACCACACACACACACACACACACACACACACACACACACACACGAGCACCACACACACACACACACACACAACAACAACCACACACACACACACCACACACACACACACACACACGGAGACAGCACACACACACACACACACACACACACCACACCACGGAACACACAACACACCACACACACACACAACACACACACCACACACACACACACGAACAACACACACACACACACACACACACGAGACAACACACACACACACACACACACACACACACACACGUAGACAGACACAUACACCACACACAACACGGAACAGACACACCACACACACACACACACACACACACACACCCCACACGGAGACAGCACACAUACACACCACACACACACGGAGACAGACACACCACACACAAGACAGACACACACACACACACACACACACGGAGACAACACACACACACAACACACACACACACACACACGAGACAGACACAUACACACACACACACACGACACAGACACACAACACACACACACACACACACACACACAGGCAACAACACAUCAACCACAACACUGAACAGUACCAAACACCACAGGAAGCAACACACACACAGAGGACAACAUCUAUGCACACACACACCCCAAACACACCCAGAGCACAUACACAACAAAAAUGUAGUUGCUUCUGAAAAGCCUCAACUCUAACUGUGUAGGAAAGGAUAGGGAUCUGGACGAGAACAUCUAUGCCAACGUUGUUAAACCGUCGCCCAGAACAUACCACCACAAAGAGGAA